UUGGGGGGGAGGGGGGGUCAUGUGAUGAAGGAGUGCAGCCUGGCGUGCUUGUGAUGUAAGACUGUAUAAAGGCUGUAUACAACAUGUAGCACCUCGUCAUAUGACUGCUCACAGCGAAAUCUGGACGUGACGGGGGGACAACGAGCGUCUGCCCCUCUCCCUGUCUGUGCACCAGGAGGAAUUUAUCAAUGCCUCCCUCUUUUUGGAUCCUCUCACAUAUUAGCGUGGACAUCUUCUAGCUCGGGCCUCCUGCGCUGAGAUAAUGUAAGGAUGACCGAUCACCGAUGCAGGAGCUACGGAGGAGUGAGCGUCGCUGCAGCGGGGGAGCAGAAUCAGCAGCAGCAUCCAAACAUGAUGGACCAAGCAGAGGACGCAGGUGCGGAGAGCCUCUCUUUGGAUGAGAUACUAAGGCUCUAUAACCAGCCCAUCAAUGAGGAGCAGGCUUGGGCGGUGUGUUACCAAUGCUGCAGGACGCUGGCGAAGGGAAACACGGGCAGAAGGAGAACCUCCGCUGCUGCCGGAGCAUCGUCAGCAGACACGGCUGUAUGGAGAAUUUCUGGGCUGGGGGAUGUGUGGAUACAGAUAGACGGGUCUGUAAGGGUGAAACAGCAGGACUGUAAAGGUAAACACAUACACAUGUACCACUUACACACACAUACAACACAUACACAUAUAGCCUACAUACUGAUAAAUGAAUACAUAUUUAUUGAAGCAAUAGCCGAAGUAAUGGUGAAUAAUUUCACUUGACAUCAAAAACUCAGCGUUAAUAGGCAUUAUCAGAUUAUCAGGCUCAGUUUGAAAGCUGGUACAAAGUUUAAUUUAAUUUAAGGUUUAAUAGCCUACCAUUUGAAUCUGGAAACUGUAAUUCACUGGUUUAACACUCUUUGUUGGCUUAGUAAGAACUGACUGUCUUUACCUCUAGGUAUUAUCUAUAUAUAUGUGUGUGUGUGUGUGUGUGUGUGUGUGAAAUUGACUUAUGAUACUGAGACAUUGAUAACUUCCUGGUGUGGCUGAAACUAUUCCUAAUAUCAGCUCCCUUUUGAAAGGAACUUUAUUUCUCCUUUCACAUUGUUUUAUAAAAAAGAAAAUCAGAGUUUCUACUUCAUGAUUAAGACAGUUUUUGUUUUAGGCUCAUCAAGGGCCACCCUCCCCACUGGGGCCCGAUCACUGAAUAGAUGCAAAGACUUAAGUGGAAUUCCUUAAUUUAGCCUACUUUGUUAAUUAUUUGUCUUUCUUUCUCAAAAAAGUGUGAAAGUUUGCAUAAAGUCUGGUGUUAACAUGUGACAUUUUAUGGAUUAUUAGCGUUUGCAGAACGACCUGGCUCAAAUGCGCCCUCUACAGGGCUUUAAAAUACAACACCUUUGAUGGAGCAAAGUGAUUUUUUCAUACACAGCUUCUUGAGACUUAAAAAAAUCUCUUACAGUAGUAAUAACAGAAGAGGGGUCAUUUGAAAAAACUGAUAAAAUCACCUCUUUACAGUAAUUGAGUUCCUGCACAAACAUAAAAGGGCGUGGUUGUGGCAAGCCCCCAGAAUUUGCAGUUUCACCAUUAGACAGGAAGUAGUUUUUCCUUGGUCAUGCAUACUCCAAUUUGACCCAUACUCACCAUGCAGUAUGAGGGUGAAGAGUUAAGCACAUUUAUGUGAAAAUAUUUUAAUCCAGUUAUAGUGCCUCCUGGUUGCAGUAGGAAAUGUCAUGCUGUUCUUUUAUGAACUAAAUCUCCAAGAUCAUUUAACACAUCUGCAUCGCUAUUCUGCUCAACACAUCCUGGAGGUGUUGACUGUUAUGUGUGCCAUAAACUGUGAGUUUUUGAUAGAGAAUGUAACCAGCAUGGCUUUGCAGAGUUCAUGUUGACAUGAUGUCUUGUCCUUACAUUUUAAACUGCCCUAGCUCAGCCCAACAUCAAAUCCCUGGACUAAUUAGGGAGCCCAGCCUGAACACAUCCAUCUUUAAAAAUUUCAAAAACCACAGCACUACCUACCAGCAACAGGAAGUUACUGCCUUCUCUGAUAAAUCCUGAGACAUUGCCAGACACUCUUGGAAGUAGUAUUUUUAAGAACGUAAAGUCCAUGUAGAGUCGCCAAACAUGGUAAACAGGGAACCUGGGGGAGCAAAGACACAGUCAAUGCAGGUAUAGUUGGGGGGGGGGGUUUGGUCAAUAACCACAAACCCACACAUUUUAAUUUUUGGUAAAAAUUAGCUAAUUUUCCAGGGGUGAGACUGACUACUCCUCAUGGGGUAAUCAAAACUGUCUGUUCUUUGGUCUUCAGGCAGAAGACACCUAAGAAAUGAGAAAUGUCCACUGACUUCUGAAAAAAAAAAAUUAAUAAAAAAACGUUUCACAAGGUAGGGCCAGACAUGUGUAAGAAAAUGAACAGGGGGGAGAACAAGAACAAGAAAAUAUGCUUCAACAAACAUAACACAUCCUUCCCUCUGUGGGUUAUGUAAAGCAACACUCCUUUGAUAUGAUUCUACUAUCUGAUAGAGAUUAAUAAUCAAAAUUUUUUAAUCUAUAAUUUGCGUUUAUAUUUGGGUAUUUCAUUGUGAGUUUUGUGCCUCAUUAACACAGACAGUGUACUUUUAAGAUGCCGGGGGAAUUAAAUAAUCUUAUUUUUGAUUCGGGUUAAGUUUUAGAGAAAUUUAAACAAUGUCACUCUAUGGCUUAUGACUGCUCAGUCUCGUAUGAAACUUUACUGUUCAUUAACCUCUUUAACAGACCCACCAAAAAGCAGUAGAUUUUUUUGGGGGGCAUUUUUAUAGCUUUUUGGUGGGGCUGACAACCGCAGUCUUUUCGUCAGACCCUUUAGUAUUUCAAAUAUUGACCUCUACCAAAAGGUAACCACUUCAUGGUUAAUGUAUGAAAUUUCAUACAAAUAACACAAAUAGUGGAAAAAGUCAUGUAAAAUGCACAUUAAGGAAGAAAUUUAGAACACAAAAGAAUUAAGUUAAUUGGACAGUCUCUAUUUCUGCAAGUAUGACACAAAAUAUUGAGCGAUUUCCUUUCAAUAAAGAAAAGUAUGGCAUCAAAUAAUGAAAUACUGUAUUUGUAAAUUUUUCAUAUUGACUAAAGUGCAACAACACAAAACUCUCACAUUCAUUAUACUUGUGAUUAGGCCUGGGCGAUUUGGCAAAAAAAAUGAUCACGAUAUAUUUUAUCAUAUCGUCCGAUCUCAAUUUUCAUAACGAUUUUUUUUAACUGCCUGUUUUGAAGCGUCUGUACUAAAAACUAAAGAAACUAGAGAUUAGUUCAACAUUUUAUUAACAUACAAAGUAAAUAAAGCAAAUUGAAUAAGAUACACUUAGUAUUUAUCUACAUUUGUUGUACUGUUGAGUUAAAAUGUUUUUUUUAUAUUUUUCUAAGUAAUACAGUGAACUAGUUUACAGUCCUGAGUAUUUUUGCAGGUAUGCAGGACCCAAAAUAAACAAAUCGCCCCCUCAGAGAUAAUAAAGACGCCUUAAAAUGUAAACAUUAGAUGAUGUAAACAUAGAUGAUACGAUUAAUUGCUGCCUAGGUCUGGUGGCUGCACUGCUAGUUGUGGCUAAACUGCUAAUGCUACUCAUGCCAUCAGCAGUGGCAGGCUGUACAGACUCCACUCACAUUUUCAUGCUUUCCACAUAAUCAUUGGCAAGGUACUUCUUCAAAUGAUUAAACAGAUUUGUUGUGUAGCCAGUUUUUGAGGGCACCGUUCGCCGACAUACCUUGCUCAUCGCCUUAAUUACUCGACAUCACUUUGGAGAUACCCGAACUACCGCCACACAACCAACGUUGAAUAACUUCUCAACAAUAACAUCUUGGGAGAAUGACUCAAAGUCACGGCUGACAACUAUCUUGCUGCCCUCAACUUCGCGUUUAGCUCCAUGUUCAGUCAUUCUGUUUACUUCCCCUGUUUACUUCUCCAGCAACUCACAGAAGUGAGCUGGAAAAGCUCGACUCUGAUUGGCUGUUGUGACACACAUUUCCGCCAUGUUUGAUCAAGUAAAUAUGCUCUCAGCUGAUCACCGUGAUUGAACUGAAAUUUAUCACGAUCAUCGAUCACGAUCACAUAAUCGCACAGUCCUACUUGUGAUUGAAUGCUGCAGUGCAAAGCAUUCAUUUUUCCAUUGAAAAAACUAAGAGAAGAAAUAGUGAAAACCAAAGGAACGUGUAUAUCUUGAAUAUGUCAUCUCAACACAACUCAGCUGUGGUGGUGCAACAUGCUAACGUUUUUGAGGCUCAAGAUCCUUAUUUUUAAUGGGUUGACUGAACUAGUCUUGCUGGUUUCUGUUUGACCUUUGAAAAAGACACGGCCAAAUAAGAUAAACUUUCUAUUUCCAUUCUCUUCACCCCAACACACCUCAUCUGUAUGACUGUGUAACAGCACAAGUGCUUUUUGAGCAUUAGACCGACUUUACUUUUGGUGAUAUGCCACAAAGCAUUCCUGGUUUGAGGUCAAACACAGGAAAACAUUGCAUUUCUGUCGUCUCCACCUUGACGUACACUUUGGACAGAGGUUGCAUCGUCCCUGCUUGUCAUUGUGAAGAGGCCAGUGUCUGAAGUUGUUGUAGUGCACAUUUGGUUGUGGUUUGGAUAGUGAGGGUCUAGGUUUGUAGCCUUUCCUCAACAGUGGGGGAGAGAGCUCAAUGAUAAUUGGCCAACUUUGGAUGCUGGCUUGUUGACUUGGUUCAAACUGAGGGCGGCAGCCAGGCAGAACCUUUUGAGAGACAUUGGUUUCUGCUUAAGUGGGCCACAGUCUUUCUUGUAGACCAGCCAGAAAUAAGUGAUGCACAGGUCAAGGAUGCAUCUGAACCAUCUCCUCUGCUUGGGGUCUUUAACAGGUGGACCAGCAUGUCGAAAAGAUCAGUUCCUCCUAUGUGCUCAGGGAUGAGUGAUAAGCAUGGGAUUUCAGUCUUUUCGAUGGACUCUUUACUCUGCUGUUUGACAGAUGAAAGAGGCGUGAUCCCACAGAUAUUGCUCAGAAGGUUUACACAUUAGUUGUAAAACCAUUUCACUGCAAUCUCCCCUUCAGCAGACCUGUAAUCAUAGGCACCAUGGCCCCUCUUCAUCAGGUCUUUGUCUGCAAUUAAGGGAGCUACACCAGUGGGGUUUGGUCGAACUAGUGGACCGAUGCACUUGAUACCCAAGGAGCUGUGCAAGCUCUGAACCAGGCCAAGACUUUUAAAGAAGCUGUAGCAAAGGACAACACACAGCUGAGGGUGUUUUAUGGUUUUGCAUAGUGUUGUCACCACUUUGGCUCCUAGAGGUAGCUGUUCCUGUUCACUAAGGGCAACAUAAAGAAUGCCCCUUGAUGGAUAUUCUUGUGGAUGAUGAUGCCAGAUGAGCUUGCUCAGCAGAACAGUGUAAAGCCCCACUUAUUUUGCUUGCUGGCGCAGAGUGCCAGCCCUGGUGCCCAACAUGCUACCAUGACCUUAUCAACACUGUGCUUCUAAGUGGAUGCUGUCAGAAGAAACUGGUGACAAAGCCUCUCAAAGAGGGGAUGGAUUUUCAAAGAUCAGUCUGGACUCUCAUUGAUGUGUUGAUUAUCAUCUGUUGAAACAGGACUCAUUGUGCCACUAGUCCUCCAGCAAUGGGAAGUUGAAAACACCCAUAGAGAGAAGUGUAAGGGUGCCUAGCCCAGGUUCACACUUGAAAGAAUGGAAGGUCCACACGAAUGGUCAGUUUGACAAGCUUUACUGGUUGCAGAUCUGGGUUACAGCUUCAACAUGCCACAAGUGUAACAAAGAUUGGUCUAAGACCAUUCAAGUAUAUAUAUAGUGGUCCACAACUCUAAACAUACUGUUGAUAUUUAGUUGACCCUAAGAAAAAUCUGUGUACGGUAAGAACAAAGGACAACAUAUUUUAAGAAGCCUUAGGUGAACAUGUGGAGGGUCCAAAGAAGGAAAUACCAUGGCAGAACAUAUUUUGGGGACUUACAUGAUGUAAAUAAUGUGUACAGGGUUCUUCGGUCAAGGAUGGUUGUCAGAGGCCCCCGGCUCCAGCAAUCUAACACCAAAGUAUCUGAGGUAUUUGAGUGACACAGCUCCAACACUCUAAAGGCUACUAUGACUGGCUAAAGAAACUCAUCCUAAAAAGAAGGAUUGCUAAGGGUCAGGGUCAGGAGUCUUCUGUCUGCUUCAAGGAAACUGUUUUUAAGGUGUGUUUCCUUUUUCUGCUCGUCUUACAAGGUGGCUGUAUAGAUGACGUGCUUGUUGAAGGAGACGGUUCUUCAUCCAGGGUUUCAAAAGAACUGUCACAUUCACAACUGUUGCAUCCUCUGCUUGUGUGGGCUGAUAAUCAGGAUACUCUAUUGGGUGGUCACUGUCACUCAGAUCUGCGUCUGAGUCUUGAGGAUUUUCUGCUACGAGAGCCAGAGGAAUGUUUGGUCUUGUACUCUUGAAUGUUUUAGUAUCCAUCUAGUAAUUGUAAAACAUGAAAUUAUAAUUUGGAACUUUUAUUAAUGGUAGUAAUAUUAGCAUUGCAGCUUGUGUCAUUUAGUUUGAAGAAAGUAAGUAGUGAUAAUUAUGAUUUCCAUGAGAAAAGAGUCAUAAAGUUACCUGUUGUUUCAGAGGAGAGUUGUUAAAAAUUAGGGCCAUGGAGCAUUUGAAGGAAUUGUACUGAAGUAUAGGUUUCACAAACAAGGAUAUACUAAAUUCUAAAUCAGCAUGACAUCAUCAUAAGUAUAAGGUCUUUAAAAAGAGUAUAUGAGAUCUGCAUCUUUUCCACAGAAAUAACAGGCAGACUUGGAGGAAAUCGCUGCUUUUGUGGAGGGGGAAAUGGAUAUGCAGAGGAUAAAUCCAUCAAUCCAGCUGUUAAUAGCAAUGGCAUUGGGCUUUAGUUUAUGGUAUGAAUCCAUAUGCUAUAAGGUGUUGGUGCCUCUGCGGGUGUAGGUUACCGCUGGUGUCAGAGACGUGGUGCUUGUUGGAGCUCGACUCCCUCUGGAUCACAAAUGUUGAUCAUCAGUUUAAUAUUUUCUUCAGAAACCACAAAAUCUCUCUGAAUGGCCCACUGAUACAUCCACCGAUAACCCUGCAGUUGCCCAGUUCCAGCCAUUUCCCCCUCCACAAAAGCAGCUUUAUGACUUUAUUUACUUUAUGACUUUAUUCUCCUAAGUUUCCAACUUUAAUCCAGAAGUCCUUUAAAAAAAUCUUGAUGUGGCCCUGAUACUCUAUCGUAGUUUUGGCAGCUUUCUUAUUUCUAAUGUUUUUGAUUGUGACAGGACAACCUCAAAAGAAGUCUUACAACUACAAAUCCAAGUAUCAUGGCGUAUUACAAUUUUUUUGUGAAGUAGUGGAAGAGAUCCAGAGAUGGCUGCAGACAGUAAUGCCACAUGAUGGUGACAGAAGGCAGCUCCUCAAAAAGUGUCGCUGUAAACGCUGCAAAGGACGCGCUCCACACUCUCUUAUACAAAUAAACACAGAGGGAUUUGGUGUGUGUAAUGUUGUACCCACUGGUAAGACAAACAUCCUUUUCCACAAAUAAAGACACUCACACUAAGUUGCAUAUAUUUAAACCUCACAUGACAAAGGUGGGUUGUGCGCACAGAUCACAACAUAAAUUCCAAUAAUGGCAUUAAAAUCAGAACCACCUGUGUGUAAAUGACAUAUCGUGCUCCAUGGCCUGGCUAUUAUAAUAUUCGUAUGCGGGCCUAACUCCGGAUUGAAUAUUUACAGAAUCUUAAUGAUGUGAGAAAAUCAGAUAAACAGGUAAUUUUGAGUGAAAGGUUAUUUUAUUUUGUAUUCUUAUUUUUUUUGUUCAAAUUUUCGAAGUAAAUAAUCUGAUCUCAAAAAUAACUCAUUUGGUCAGCCGUUCCACAGCAGCAGCAGCAGGAUGGGGAGGGGACAAAGAGACAUGUCAGGUGUUGAGCCAUAGAAUGCACCCCUGCCGUUGAAUGCACCCCCUGACGGGAGCGCGGUUGAAAGUAAACAACAAGGCGAAAUAAUCCAAGUUAUCCUUAGCGUUGGAUAGAUUCAAAAGCGGGUGCCUUUAAUGGUUUCAUUCAGGCUAUUCAGAUAUGCCGAAAACAAUAGCCCUCUGAUUCGGAAUAUUUGCUGCCCCGAAAAAAUAAUAAUGUUCUCUACCUUAACAGCUUACUGUACAGUUUAUAUACCCAAGUACACCUCUGUAUGUGCAUUUUUUAAAUACCUAAAAACAGAACGAAAGUUUGCUGCUCUAUUUGACAUGUUGUCAUGAUCCAAUACUGUUUUUCUUUUUAAUAUAUAUCACUUUAAGAAGCUAAUGAGUGGAUGGGAUGCAGGGGAUGCAAUCUGUGCCAGGGGUGCAUUCUAUGGCACAACACCUAUCGAGCUGCGUGAGGAAGAAGGAGGAUAAGUGAGGAGACUAGUUAAAUAUCUUGUUAACUUCAUCAUGUGUGACUGUUUACUGGAUAUUUAAUUUAAUGCGGUUUCAGCUGUGUUAAUUCGGUCAGGUGGAGUGUCCAAACGCAUGCCAAACACGCUCAUCAGAUAAGAUAUAGAUCAGAAUACAUCUAUAGAUAUAAAUGUAUGUGCUAAUUCAGAUAGUUGCACUGAAUAGUGGUUGUUGAUGAUUAUUUAUUGCACUGAAAUGUGCCUGACACUGUGGUAACCUGCCUGUGAGGCAUCGGUGACGUAUGCGCAAUACGAUGCCAGUCUACCAAAAUACCACUAGACCAGCUGCGCUCCACCUGCGCUGAAAGCUGACCAGGUUUGAAUCGGCGAGCUUUCAGCGCACUUUUGACGCCAACGGCGAGCAUGAAAAUGUAACUGCGCCAGCUGAUUCUGUCGACACCUCCCCCUACCGCGCCACCACUCCCAGCUUGGUGGACGUCAGCGUGCCUCAGACUAUGAAAAUACUGAACUGGCUGUGCACUGGGCUCCGCUAGACGAAAAUACCACUGCGUGCCGUCUGCCGUGUCGCCGGCGGGCAUGAAAAUAGAGCCCUGUGAGUGUGCACUUCCAUGAUUUUGGCAAGGGGAAAAAAAAAACCAUUCUGGCUAAUAAAAGGAAUGGUUGAUACCGAAAAUGGUCAAUUGGAGGCAUUUCUGAAUGCAAAUGACCCAAACUUUGCAUGAGCAUGGUUGUAAAGAACAGAUGGGAUUUAUCAUCACCGAUUACUUACUAAUGUGCGUAACCGGUGUCCACAUGUUUGAUAAAUACAGAUUUUUUCUGUACUUACGUACAUUCUAAAUUUCAUUCCUACGCCUGAAUUUAGAACCUUUUCUUCACACGGUUGAUAAAUUAGGCCCCAGGUGCAGAUUUUAGUGAGUUAGGAGAGCAUGUGCUCAUGGAGCCUGUGCCUCUGUCGGCGGUGUGGCGUAGGCCCGACAUAAGUCAGGUCCGCCAUGCCAGUUAGGCGUGCCCAAGCACACUUUGGUAUUUUGGUGAGCAGUGCAGCCCGGCGUAAGUACCCCCUUUCCUAACUCAGCUCCUCCCAGCGACGUAAGUAGCAAAGAGGGAGGGGAUAAGGCGUGGAGUGGAUUUAACACAGCGGAGACCUGUUUUUACCAAUCACAUCAGUUCCUCUCCUCACCUUGAAAUGUGCCACCGGCAAGGCGUAUUGCAAAUUUCAUUUAGUAGUCAGAGAUGACUGAGGACAGCAACGCCACUCGAUGGCGACAGGAGGCAGCCCCUCAACAAGUGUCGUGGUAAGCACUGCAGGGCAUCCUCCAAAUAAGCACAGAGGGAUUUGGUGUGUGUAAGGUUAGACCCCACUGGUAAGACAAACACCCUUUGCCACAAAUAAAGACACUCACAUCAAGUUGCAUGUAUAAACCCCAUGCAACAAAGGUGGGUUUUGCACACAGAUCACCUUAUGAACAAAUGCUAAUAAUAGCAUUAAAAUCGGAACCACCUGUGUGUAAAGAAUAUAGAUAAGAAGAUAGAUAAGAUAUAGAUCAGAAUAUAUCUAUAGAUCUAAAUGUAUUUGCUGACUCAGAUAGUUGCACUGAAUAUUAGUUGUUGUUCAUUAUUUAUUGCACUAAAAUGUGCCUGAAACUGUGGACACUUGCUGGUGAGGCAUCGGUGAUGUAUGUGCACUAUGCUUCUAGUCUACAAAAUACCACUAGACCAGCUGUGCUUUGCCUGUGCUGAAAGCUGACCAGGUUUGAAUCGGCAAGCUUUCAAUGCACUUUCCACGCCGACAGCGGGCAUGAAAAUGUCACUGACCCAGCUGAUUCUGUCAACACCUCCCCCUACCGCGCGACCAUGCCCAGCUUGGUGGACCCCAGUGUGCCUGAGUCUACGAAAAUACUGGCUCCAUUGAACGAAAAUACUACUGCGUGGGGUCCGCCACCAUCUGCAGCGCUGCCGGCGGGCAUGAAAAUAGAGCCACAAGUGUUUUUGGAUUUUCUUUGAAGAGGCGCUCCAAGCAAGUCUGAUAUAUUACCUGAAAUAUGCAGCUGUGCAGUGGCACGCAAAAUUUGGGGAUUACAAGGCCACAACGUGUGUAUGAAUGCAAAGUCAAGUGAAACGGGGCACCCUUAUCGCUGUGUGAUGACAACACGCACACUGAAAAUCCGCACUGUAUUGAUUGAUAACAGGGUGAAAGUACACACCCUGUUAUCAGUCUUCCUUGGGCAACAAAUGCAUAUCUUCUGGUCACACUUCUGAACUGAAAAACAUCAGCUAUAAAAUGCAUCACAAGCUGCAGGCUACUACACAGUGACUGGCUCCUGAGGAUCAGGGAUUGCUGGAACCACGUCCUCUCUGUGGUGCAGAGUGGUGUGUGGAGGCUGACCAUCAAAGUCUCAUGUCUAGACAGGGUGUUGGUCACAUGAUACACCAACAUCCUCCUUUUUCUACCAGCUUAUGUUCUAGAUCAGACAUAACUUUAACAACACCAUAGGGGCCCUUAAAAACUGGCACUAUCUUAGCAUCAAAUUCAGCAACUGCAUUUGAUCUUGGGUGAGAUUUCAGGACCACAAGGUCACCAAUCUUGAAGGUUACAUGUCAUCCUUUUUUGUUAUUGUGUUUCAUUUGUGAGUCAUGACCAGGGGCCAUGGCCAGACGCACAUGGUCAUAAUCAUACCUCUGUAAAGAGGUCAAACUUGUGACUGGUAGCCCUCCAUGGGUCAGUAGUUACAAACUAGGCUUCAGACAACUCGUUACUGUCAUACUGCCUGUUUAUUGUAUGGAGGAAUAUUAAAAUAUUAAAUGUGUGUGUGUGUGUGUGUGUGGGGGGGGGGGGGGGGACUUUAACAACUAUACAUCCUCAAAAGGUAACAAUCAGAUAUCGCUUUAAUUAAAAUACCCUGUAAUUUAUGAAAAUACUAACCCACACGUAUCACUAAAUUGUUUCUUCUGUUUCUUUGGAUAAUUAUUGCUAUUAAAGAGUACAUUACCAAUAUUGAGGGUGCAGCUGAAGAUGUGAGACUUUGUGAGGUUCGGUAAACUUUGAGUGGUAAAAUUAGAAUAAAACUUUUUACUUAUAUCUCAGUUGAUAUUUAUUGUAGAGUUUUAAAUGUUGCAUAUUUAAAAACAAAUGCAUGGAAGAUAUUAAUGGUCUGUUGUUACAAGUGAAUACUUAGAUAAUGCACAUUUGUUGCUAAGAGUAUUAUCCUCUCAAUAGUACAUACUGUCAGUUAUUGAGCAGUUUACAUGUGGGGCCAUACGUUUAUGUAAACUGCUUUAUUCAAAGAGUUAUAUCUACCCCUCAUAACAACACCUUUUCUUUUUUUCCAUCAGGUGAACACAGCCCUUGUACAGCAACAGAGGUGAGUCAGUGCAUUGUAUUCAAGGACCUAUAAUGUCUAAUGUAUAUCAGUGGCGGCUGCUGGUCUUUUGAAGGAGGGGAAGCUCAUUUUUCUGGCCUACAUCAUAAUUGUGUUUGUUUAUUAGUAUGUAACAGAACAGAGUCGCCAAACACAACGGCAGUCGUUUAACAAAGACAAAAGUCGCUGAGGAUCGGUAAAGUCUCUGGAGCAGUUAAGAACAACGGAAUGAAUAACUUGGAAAAUGCUCUGGUAGAUGUUUUAUUCUUCAAGAUCGCUGAUUCGCUUGUUUAGCUGUCAAUCAAAAAAGGAUUUCACCUCAGACAGCUCAUCCAAUCAUGGAUGCAGAAGCUCAGCGUCCUCGAGAAAGUUGGGACCGCCCUCUCGUCAUAGAACUCCAGAGACGCUGAGCGUCCGGUGGGCGGGACAAAGCCCAGCAUUUAUCCAAUGAGCGUCUAGUUUCACUGCUGGAACAACCCACUUUGAGCUUCCACAUUGAAAUCAGCAGACUCUGAGCGUCCGGCUGUGUGAAGCACUGAGGCGCUGCGAGGAUGAUUGAGAACGAAGUUAUGCAGGUUACCUGUGAUUAUCAGCGUCUUAUCACAGUGUGAUAAGAAGCUGAUUCUGAACAAAAGAUGAAGGCUUUCUAGCCCGUAUUUAGGUAAUGAAAUGUACACACAGCAGUACGUAUUUCACCACUUUUUCUUUUUUUGGGGGGGUGACAUUUUAAGGGAAGCUGAGCUUCCCUUGCAGUCUUAGAGCAAUCGCCACUGAUGUAUAGAUAUGCACAGUAUCACACUGUACUGUUACUGAUGAUGAAUAAAGAAAAACUAAUAAUUUUAAAACAAUUAUUUAGAGAAAAUCAAAGCUUAGGCAUGUUUUAUCUAUAAAUUCAAGUUCUUUUGAAUAAAAACAAAUACUGUGGUCAAAAGUGUUCAGACCAGGCUUUGGUGUGUGCAGCAAAAACAAUCAUUGUGGAGAGCACAAGCAGACUGACACUAAUGUUCAAUAAUGACAAGUAUCAUCAACAGUGAUCUAAUGACACUUUAUUUAUCUCUUUACACAGGUGUUUAUAUGUAAGAGCAGCUAAAACUCUGUUCUGGGUCAAAAAUGUUCAACACGAGUAACAAACCUUUCAGUAAUGUAUAGAAAGUCAGUUAGCAUUGGGGUCUUUGGACUCCUUGAAGUGCUGGUCCCAGAGUCUGUAUGAAGAAGAUUCAUGGAAAGUUGGCUGAUGGGAAAAGUGAAGGAGGAAAAUGAGACCAAGAAACAGGGAUGAGAGCAGCCUGGAGAGGAUUGCAAAACAAAGAAGUUUCAAGAACUUAGAGGAGCUUCGCAGGGAGUGAGCUGAAGAAUGGUCAAAGAGGCCCAGAACCCAAGAUGCUUGAAGUCCAGUGUGAAGUUUCCACAGUCUGUGAUGAUUUGGGAAACCAUGUUAUCUGCUGCUGUUGGUCUAUUGUCUUUUAGUCCAGAGUCAAUGCAGCCUAAAGUCUACAGGAAGGUCUUAGAGACCUUUAUGCUUCAUCUGCCGAUAUCAGUUAGAGGUAAAGCUGUGUAGACUACAUAAUAACACCUCAUGAUUGUCUUCAGUCUUGUUUUGAGUUUAAAGUAAUUACUGCAACAGACUAGAGCUAAUGGGUCAAAAUAAUGCAACCUUAUUGGAGAGAGAUGUCACUUAGCUGGUACUGCCUUGUUCAUGUUAAAAUUAAAGCUGGAGGGGGGAAACACAAACUGCCCUAACAAGAAGAAGCUGCAGAAAUUUCUCCUGAGAACUUUUGGACCUUCAGUAUACAAUAUAUUGCUCUUUAUAUUACACUUUAAUACACAUCUAAAAGCAUGUAUAUAUUUUUGAGCUAUGCAUGUGUGAAAUAAUUGUUUGGUUGUCUCAUAUGCUCCUGCAGGUGAUAGAGUCUCUGGGCAUAAUGGUCUACAAAGCUCUGGAUUAUGGGCUAAAAGAAAAUGAGGAGAGAGAGCUCAGCCCUCCUCUGGAGCAGCUCAUCGACCUUAUGACCAACAUUGCAGAAGCUGAGAGAGAUGCCUGCCCUGAUGAAGGCUAUGAUGCCACAGAGGAAGAGGAUGAAGCAAAAGAUGACCCUGACAACCUCUCCAGUAUUCACUGUUACAGAGACAUCCUCAAGGUACUGAUUUCAGGACUUAACUAGUGAAUACAGAGAGUUCAAGUGGGCUGACCAGGAUGUGAUGCACAGAAAGACUGGAAGAAUUAGAUCUCACAGAGUCUGAGUUACAUGGCACAACACACAACAAUAACUGAGACAACACGCUGAGUGGGAUUUCCAAGCUGAGUUUUUGCACCUGCAGAUAAAACUGAAGCUCUGCUGGGACAUAAUUAUCUGUGGUUUCUGUAGACUUAAUUUCAUUUUUUGAAUUUUGAACGAAGAAAGUCAUUUCUCCACCUGUUUGAACUUUGGUUAAGCAUCUCUCCAAAAGAUACCUUUAUUUUGAUUAUUACUUCACUGAGCUUUACUGGUGGGACAAUUGGGAGAGUUAAGAUUAAUGCUGACAGUCAAAGUUAUUAUAAUCCCAACAGAGAAGUUGAAUCAGGUUUUUUAGGCGAUAAGUCACGAUUGAUACAUAAAACAAAAGGGAAAGGGACCCAAGGCAGGUCUUCAGGAUAUAUUAAAGAAAAAUGGAACAAAGAAAACUCAAGCUGAAAACUCACAAGACAGGAAUACAAGGGAACAAUAGAGAACAGAAACACUAGAAAAAAUACAAAACCAGGAAAAAAUACAUACAACAACAUAUCGUGACACCUUUUUAAGUUUGCAUCGAUUACGAUCAACAGGGCAGUUGUGUACAAACCUAUACUCCAAUGAAGUUUGGACAUUGUGUAAAACUUAUAUUUCACCUAUAUUCAAUUGAAUCUUUUUAUGACUUUGUGGACUGUAGAUGAUCAAAUCACUAUAUUCCUGCAGUUUUACACUGAGAAACAUUCUUAAACUGUUGGAUUAUUUGCUCACACAGUUGGGUUCGCUACUUAGAAGUAGUGAACACGGCCUCAUCCUUGCUUGUAAAGGAUUGAGCCUUUGGGGAUGUUGACCCUGAACCAAUUUUUUUAGGAAUGUGUUACAUCAUUAAAUUCAAAAUAAGUGAAAAAAACAAACCAAAAAAAAAAAAGUUUAUCAGUUUGAACAUUAAGGGCUCUAUUUUUGUGCCUCACCGGAGACAUGCUGCAGGCACGGCAUAAGUCAGGUCUGCUGUGCCGACAAGGCGUUCCCAAGCACAAUUUGGCAUUUUGGUGAACAGCGCAGCCCGCGUAAGUAUCCCCCCUCCCUAACUCAGCUCUUCCCAGUGGCGUAAGUCGUAGCGAGGGAGGAGAGAGGGCGUGGAGUGGGUUUAACACAGCCGAGACCUGUAUUAACCAAUCACACCAGCUCCUCUCCUUGCCUUUAAAUCCGCCACAGGCGAGGCGUAUACCAUUUUUGUGAAGUAGUCAAAGAGAUCAAGAGAUGGCUAAUGACAGUAAUGCCACAAGAUGGCGACAGAAGGCAGCCCCUCAACAAGUGUCGCUGUAAGCGCUGCAUUGGGCGUCCUCCACACUCUCUCACUCUCUGAGCACAGAUGGAUUUGGUGUGUGUAAGUUUGGACCCACUGGUAAGACAAACACCCUUUUCCACAAAUAAAGACAUUCAAAUAAAGUUGCACAUAUUCAAACCUCACGUGACAAAGGUGGGUUUUGCGUACAGAUCACAACAUAAACUCCAAAAAUGGCAAUAAGAUCGGAACCAUCUGUGCGUAUAGGACGCAUCACGCUCCAUGGCCUGGCUCUUUCUUUCAUAGAUGUUGGCAUAUAAAAUAAAUUUGACUCACAAAACUGAAUAUUAUAAUAUCCGUAUGUCGGCUUAAAGUAGAUAACGCAUCUGAGCACUGAAACGAAUCAUCUGUUCAGCCGCCGCUGCAGCAGGACGGAGAGAGGACAUGGAGACGCUGCGCUCCGCCUGCGCUGAAAGCUGAACAGGUUUGAAUGGGCGAGCUUUCAGUUUGGCCGAUCUCGAUUUGCCUCUGUGCGCCUCAGUCCACGAAAAUACCAAACUGGCUGUACGCCGGGCUCCGCCAGAUGAAAAUACAACUGCGCGGGGUCGGCCACUGAGGCGCACCAAGAUCCGCCAAGCUGGGCGUGGUGGCGUGGCAGGAGGAGGUGUCGACAGAAUCAGCGGGCGCAGUGACAUUUUCGUUCACGCCACCGGCGUGUAAAGUGCGCUGAAAGCUCGCCCAUUCAAACCUGGUCAGCUUUCAGCGCAGGCGGAGCGCAGCUGGUCUAGAGGUUUUUUGGUAGACCGGCUGCGUAUGUGCAUACGUCACCGAUGCCUCACCCGCAGGUUCCCACAGUGUCAGGUACAUUUCAGUGCAAUAAAUAAUCAUCAACAACUAAUAAUCUGAGUCAGCACAUACAUUAAGAUCUAUAGAUAUAUUCUGAUCUAUAUCUGAUCUGAUGAGCGAGUUUGGCACGCGUUUGGACACACAACCUGACCGAAUCAUCACAGCUGAAGCCGCGUGAAAUUAAAUUAAAUAUCUAGUAAAUAGACACACAUGAUGAAGUUAAAAAGAUAUGUAAUUCGUCUCCCUCCUUUUCUUUCUUCCUUUUCCUCUUAUUUCUCGCGCAGCUCGACCCGGACAUGUCUCCAUGUCCUCUCCCCGUCCUGCUGCAGAUGCUGCUGCGGCGGCUGAACAGGUGAUUUGUUUCAGUGAUCAAAUGAGUUAUUUACUUUAAGCCUACAUACGGAUAUUAUAAUAUUCAGUUUUGAGAGCCAAAUUUAUUCUAUAUGCCAACAUAUAUGAAAGAAAGAGCCAGGCCACGGAGCGCGAUGCGUCAUUUACGCACAGAUGGUUCCGGUUUUAAUGCCAUUUUUGGAGUUUAUGUUGUGAGCUGUGCGCACAACCCACCUUUGUCACGUGAGGUUUGAAUAUAUGCAACUUUAUGUGAGUGUCUGUAUUUGUGGAAAAGGGUGUUUGUCUUACCAGUGGGGCCAACAUUACGCACACCAAAUCGUAAAUGUCAUACGCCUCACCGGUGGCGGAUUUGAAGGCGAGGAGAGGAGAGGAGCUGAUGUUAUUGGUCAAUACAGGUCUCGGCUGUGUUAAACCCACUCCAUGCCCUCUCUCCUCCCUCGCUACAUCGCACGCCACUGGGAGGAGCGGAGUUAGGGAGGGGGGAUACUUACGCCGGGCUGCGCCGCUUACCACAAUACCAAAUUGUGCUUGGGAAUGCCUUGUCGGCGCGGCGGACCUGACUUAUGCCGCACGUGCACCAUGUCUCUGGCGAGGCACGAAAAUAGAGCCCAAAGUCCUCGUUUUUAAUGAUCAUGAUAUCCAAACAACAAAGAUGAUUAUAGCCACGAGGUUUAAAAACACACACACUUACGUAUUGUAUUUACUGUGAUUAGAGGAUGUCUUUUUUUCUCUCCUCCUCACUCUCUUCUUUGUAGCUGUGCAGAGUUCAUCUACCCAGUCCAUCAGAUGCCACCACUCACUACCAGGCUGUUUGUCGGGCUUUGUACACGGAAACCAUGGAGCUACAUACCUUCCUCAAAAAAAUCACGAGUGCCAAAGAGGCAAGCGAUAUUUUAAUUUUUUAACAAAAUUCUGUGAUUGUGAUCAUGUUGAAGUUUAAAUACAGGUAUUUCCCAUUUAAACCUUGAAAAAGACAACAUUUUAAUGUCUGUGAUAACUGUUUUAUGCUUCUGUGAAUGAAAGUUUUCAAUUUAGGAACCAUCAGAGGGUAAAACUCAUAUUCAAUAAGUGAAGGGCCAUUGCUUUUGAGAGGGAUAGCUGGAUUAUAUCAUGAAAUUAUAUUAUAAUAAAGACACACAGAGGCUGCACUGAGUGUUUCUUGUCUGAACUGUUGCCUAAUCCUUAUCAAUGACUUUGAUAAGAGUUAAAACAUAAAUCUUUGUUAAUCACUUGUAUCAUCAUUUCACUAUUUGUCGAGACUCAUCAUCAGAGUAAGGUUCAAUCUCAUCAUAAUCUACCAAAGCACUUUGACACAUUUAACAGUGGCAUGGAGAAAAUCAUUUAAAUAGUCAGAAACUAUAAACAGAACCAGACAGUGAACAGCCAUCUGCCAAGACAAUGGUAGGUUUUGAAAAAAGACUGAUCAUGUGAAUACAAAAACAACUAGGAAAGCACUCAGAGAGCGCAGACCUCUGCCGAGCAGCUCAUGUCCCCCCUUAUAUUGUGAUUCACACCAAAACUUUUUUGUUACGUGUCUUUUAUUAACUUUUAUUUGUGUUUAAACUGGUAUGUUCACUGUUCAUAAUGUUCCUAAAACAAGAAAUGCCCUGACCUGUAUUUGAAUCCAGGACCUUCUUGCUGUGAGGCGACAGUGCUAACCACUACGACACUGUGCCACCCAUCUACUCCACUGUGCCGCCCAGUGGUUAUCUUUCAGCAUUGAAAAUUCCAGCGACACCCUUAUUUUUGUGUGUUCUGGAUCACAGUAUCCGGAAUUUUGUCUGGAUCAGGAUCAACCUUUGACACCUCAUAAAACUCAUUGAGAUCCUUUAGUGAUUUUUUUUUACUAAAGAUUCUGGCCAUUUUUAUAGAGUUAAAUGCAAAAAUUCUAAAAUUUGCCCUAUCUCACAAUGAUAGAGAAUACUUCAAAAAAUUCCUGGAUCCAGAAGGCGAUCCGGAUCACCACCAAAAUGUGGGGGAUCCUCCUGGGGCUGAGACACACCUCUGGUGAAAAUUUCAGGUCAAUCCGUCUGUAACUUUCUCCGUAGAGUUGCUAACAGACAAACAAACAAACCAACGCUACCGAAAACAUAACCUUCUUGGCGGAGGUAACAACAACAACAGGCACUCAACACACUUAGGGUCAAAGAAUGCUGGGCAAUGAAUCACAUCUCAGUUUCAGUUUCAGUCAAGCUCCUGAAAGAUCAUUAAACUGCGAUGAUCAGGAUUAAAGCUUGGGAGCAAAAGCAAUUUGCUGAUCUGGCUAAAGUCAACAGUGGGUGGAGGUAUCCUCAACAGGAUGUUAACAGCAUUAAUUUGUGAAGAAACUGGUUUUAGACGUAGACAUUGCCAGAAAACGGUAGUUGAUUUUGGUCAGAUUUCUUGAAAGAUCAAAUGAUGAGUCACUGGUUCUUUGAAAAAUAUAUUAGAUAUUUACAAAAUAUUUAGACUGAAUUUUGGCCUGUGUCUGGAUUAAAGAAAUAAUAUGUUUAGGGCUGAAGCUGUCCCCAAAGUAACUUGAUCACUAAAAAGCCUCAAGGCCAGCUGUUGAUGCCUCAUUUAAAUCUACAGUAAAUAAAUGUAAUAUGUUUUGCUACAUCACAUGGCAUGUUAGCAGGAUGGAAAUACCUUCUUCACUUUAUCCUUAUUAUGUUAUGGGGGAUUAGGUGCUGUGGGACAUGUUAUAUUCCUGAAGAUCUUUGAUCCUCCUUCUCCAGCAGGGACAGGAGUGAACUUUCUUCCUUGAACAGAAGUUGAAGUUCAGCUGUGUGUCCUUUUUGUUUGUCUGCUACCACUAAGAGCAUCCAUGUCCUGGUGUUUCUUGUGCCACUUUGUUAAUCAGUAGAUAUGAUGAGGGACAUUUGGGUAAAAAAAAAAAACAGUGAAGGUGCUUCACUUUACAGCUGCAAAUUAAAAUAAUACUGAUGAUACUAAAGGCUCCCACUGGUCACUGAAUAGUGUUACAUUAGACUGAAGGGCCUGUAGGUUAGUGCAUACAAGACAGAAAGAGCAGGUUUGUCCUUCAUGGCACUUCAAGUGAAACACUAAACUUUAUUGGCUGUCAUGGACUCGUUAAUGUCUAACUUGGCCUUAAUAAUCAAGGUCUCUGUUUCUCUUUCAUCAGAACCUUCGUAAGAUGGAGGAGGAGUCAUCAGUGGACUGCAGUCAAGACCUUAUUGAGCUACAGAAUGCUGACUGGGUAAGUUAAUUGACACUUGACCUUGGACCAUCCACCUCACUGAUGAUCUAAAUCUCUAACAAUGACCAACUCAAAAAGAUAUCCAAGUUUAGACAACACAAACAACAAUAAUAAUCAGAUUAACCACAAGCAAUCGUGAUUUCAAUAGCAUUUACAAAUAAUCAGGAUUUUGUUUCUUACCAUAAUCAAGCAGCCCUAGUGGACAUACAGUUUUCAGGACUCUGUGGCUGUGUCUCAAUUCAAGGUCUGCACACAGCUAAGUAAACUCCUUCGUGCACUGGCCUUUGAUUGCACCCUGAGUACCCUGGGUGAGGUGAUUCGACUGUUGUGAAUUAGGACGGUCUACCCUUCGGAGGACUUCCUGGUUGAGUCACCAAAUGUCCCUGCCCUCAGGCUCACAUCACGACUGACUUGAAGAAAAGGUUGUUUUUAAUUGUGCGACCUUGCAUACAUACAAUACACAUACAAAACAAAAGGCACAGACACAAAACAAUGCAUACAUACAAGCACACAGGAGUUACUAUACAACAAACAAGUGACAACCAAAAAGAGGAAAGGACUUACAGAUCAUUUCCACAAAAUUCAUCCAAUGUUGGCAUGUGUUUUGUACAGAGUAUGAGGGCCACAUUGAGAAUGAUUUUUUUUAAGUCUUUGAUAUCAAAGUCAUGAAUUUACGAGAAUAAAGUCAUUAAUUUAUAAGAAUAAAGUCAUAAAGUUAUCUGUAAUUUCAGAGGAGAGUUGUUAAAAUUAGGACCAUGAAGCAUUUGAAGGAACUGUGCUUCAGUAUAGGUUUCACAAACAAGGAGAUACUUCAUCCUUUGGCACAUCAGCAUUACAUUGUCAUAAGCAGGCGUUUUAGAAGAAUAUACAAGAAAUGCAUCUUCUCCACAGAAAAAAACAGGCAGACUUGUAGGAAAUCACUGCUUUUGUGGAGAUUGGAUGUUUCUUCAGAAACCCCAAAAGCCCUCUGGAUGGCCCGCUGAUACAUCCACCGAUAAUCCUGCAGUUGACCAGUUCCAGCCGCCAGCCCCCUCUAAUGCUCUAAUAUGUUAGAGCAUAUUCACUCAUAUGUUAGAGCAUAUUCACCCACUAUCAUUAACUUAGUGUUCCUAGCCUGAUUCAGAUUUUUUUAUUAUUAUUUACCUAUUAUUAUUUAUCCUCAUUAUUAUUUAUCCUCAUUAUUUUAUCAUCAUUUAUUGCAUGUAUGUUGUACCAUAAUUUAUCCUGUAAUAAACAGAUCAUUAUUCUUCUAAUCUCCUGUCUGUUAGUGUUCUUCCAGAAGUGGAGUCCCUGAAAUGAGAAUUUCGGUGUAAGAUAUGAGAUUGAGUAAGUUAAGAUUGACUUAAUGUUUGAUUUCUGAAUUAAACUUGUUUUCCUUUAUUUUCCCACCAUUAAGGAUGGGUGGUGCCCCUUUCAACGAGUGCAUAAAUGUCAUAAUUUGAGAUUAUUAAUCUUCAGACAUUUAUUAUAAAUUCAAAUCGCUACGGCGUGUAGCUGGAAAGUUUUGGUCAGAACUUUGGUUGUAAUGUUUCUUUGCACAUUUUUGAGUGGGUAUACAGAAAUUUGUGUACUUUACUCAUGGGUGUACGGUGUAGGCUAUACCUGUGUAUUACAUAGUUCUUUUCUAAAUGGUAUACUGUUCGGUCACCAGGCGCAGAUUUGAGUGAGUAAAGAGGCAGCAGUAGCUCAGGAGGUAGAGUGGUCAUUCAAUAACCGGAAGGUGGUUUGCGGUUUGAUUCCCCCUUAUCCUGAGUCUGUCUGUUGUGUCCUUGGGCAAGACACUUAUCCGUCCUUGCUCCAAGUAUGUGUGUCCUCCACUGGUGUAUUAUUGUGAGUGUUGUGUGGUGGUGGUCAGAGAGGCCGUAGGCACUAACAGCUGUGACUGCUAAGGUAGUUUACUGCUUUGAGAUUACUGACGGAAAGCGUCAUAAAAUCUGAUGCAUUAUUAUUAUUAUUAUUAUCAUUAUUAUUAUUGUUGUUGUUGUUGUUGUUGUUGUUGUUAUUAGAGCCUGAGCUGACUGUUGUGUUCUUGGAUUUUCUUUAUUUUCUUCAAAGAGGCGCUGCGCCUCCAAGUGAAUCUGCGGCACGCAAAGAAUUCUGGGAUUUCAAAGCCGCAAAGUGUGAAUGAAUGACUGCUUGAAAAAGGGGCCAGGGCAGGGUGGGGGCAGCAUGGUUUUAUGUGCACUCAGAAUCGCAGGCGAUAUAGGACGUGAUGACGUCACAUGCACUGUAAAUCCACACUGCUUAGUGUGCAGACCCUGAAUAAAGACACAGCCUGUAAGCAUGUUCAAGCCCUAAAUAAAAUCUCAAAGGAAGUUCUAUGAGGUCCUUGUACGAUUUUAGUGCUGGGGCCUGUCUAUGGUCGGUUUCUGAAUUUUCUGCUGCAGCUAUCAUAUUUUAUCAUCUAGAACAAGAGGGCAAAGCUGCAAAGAAAUCAUUCCAAAUAAAAUGUUUGUUCUAACUCAAUAACUCCAUCUCCUAGUACCACAUGGUGCUGAAACCUGUUUGAUACACUGAGGUGGGGACUUAGCGGGAUCAGCAUUCUCAGUAAUGCAUCUGUUUAAAUAAUGAAUAAGGAGAUCUACAACACCACACUGCGAUAUGCUGUACAACUUUAAUAAACCCUUUCUCUGUGUGUAAUCACAGUAUUUUUUACUUUCUUUUUUCCCCUUAGGCUCGAUUCUGGGUUCAGGUCAUGAGAGACCUGCGUGAGGGAGUCAAGCUGAAAAAGGUCCAGGAGCGCCAGUACAAUCCUCUGCCCAUCGAGUACCAGUUAACACCCUAUGAGAUGCUCAUGGACGACAUAAGGGCCAAGCGCUACAAACUGCGUCAAGUCAUGGUGAGAGUCACAUGACCUCUUCAGAAGAAUCCACACCUCUCACAGAGUUAUUGUUGAAUCCUCAGAGGAAGGGUUCAAUAGAGCUUUUAGCACAGCAGCAUGUUAAUUGAGCAAAGGGGGGGGUGCUUUAAACUACAAAAUAGUUGGUAAACUGUACAUAAAAUACACACCUGAAAACCAUACAUGAUUAUUGCAAAAAAAAAACAUUGUAGACAUGAAAAGAUAACUAAAGCUGAUAGCAGCAUUAAGCUGACCCUUACAAUCAGCACUCUGACAAACCACAAUUUUACACCUCACAUAUUAAGAAAAUGGCUAUUUUGUCUCUACCUUUCUGCCUGUGUUAACCUCAUAUAUAUUAUUUUUAUCCUGUUUCUGUUUUCAGGUAAAUGGAGACAUUCCACCAAGGUUAAAGAAGAGCGCUCAUGAAGUAAUUCUGGACUUUAUCCGAUCCAGACCACCUCUCAACCCUGUAAGUGUAACUUUAAUGGACUUGGGAGGAACCCUUGGUUCUAGUAAAAACCAAACCUCCUUUUCCUUGAGUUGUUCUGAAAGACAAUAGAAGGAAAUGUGUAUGCCAAACUGUCUCAUUUCUACUGGUUCAUUGUGAGCUUAACCCCACUGUCCACUGGCUUUUCACUAUAUGAAGUGUUACUGAAGCAUUCUUCGUGAAAAUCUGUAUCACCAAGAAGAUGCCUUGUAAUGUCACCAAUACAACACCCCUUUAUAAAACCUCACUGGUCAUGUGUAUCACAGAAGAGCAGUACUGGUGGUAUUCAAAUUUUUGUAAUUUACAGGAUUUCUGUCAUGCUCUACAUGUCUUGUUUGAUAGCAGUGGGAUGAUGCCUUUCUUCUGUGUAUCUGAUGAUACUCUCUGACUAACCAUCAUUACUUUGCUUUAGGUGUCAGCUCGUAAAUUGAAGCCUCAGAGUCAGGCUCCUCCGACUCUGCAUGAGCGUAUUCUGGAAGAAAUCAAAGCAGAGAGGAAACUUCGGCCGGUCUCACCUGAGAUUCACAGGAGAAGGCUUGGUGAGAAAACUCAAUAGUGAGAGGAAAUAGAAAAUGCACUGAUGGUUGAUGGUUUAAAUUUUAGGGGAAAAGUUAUCCAAUGCAACCUGGCCCUAUGUGAAAAAGUAAUUACCCCCUAAAUCUGAUUGCUGGUUCUUUCACUCUUGGCAGCACCAACUGGGAUCAGGCAUUUGUGAUGCUGAAAGCAGGUCUUUCUCUUGGCUGUGGAGGAGUUUUGACCCACUCUUUUUUGCUGAGUUGUUUUCAUUCAGCCAUACUGGAGGGCUUUCCAGCAUGAUGGCCGAACCUUCUCCUUCAGGAUUUUCUGGUAUAGAACAGGAUUCGUGGUUUCAAAAGUUAUGGCGAGUGGUCCAGGUCCUGAAGCAGCAAAGAAGCCCCAGACCAUCACACUGCCACCACCAUGUUUGACUGUGGGUCUGAUGGUGUUUUUCUGAAAUGCUGUGUUAGUUUGACUCCAGAUGUAAUGGGAUGCAGAUGCUCCCGAAAGUUCCACUUUUGUCCGGUCAGUCCUCAGAAUAUUGUCCCAGAAGUCUUUGGGGUCAUCAGGAUGUUUUUUGGCAGAUGUGAGACAGGUCUUUGAGGUCUUUUUGGUCUAGAGGGUUUUGGUUUUGUAGCUCUCCCAUGGAUGCCAUUUUGGCUUAGUCUGUUUCUCAUUUUUGAAUCAUCAACUCUGACCUUAACUGAGCCAACUGAGGCCUGCAGUGCUUUAAACAAACAGUAAAAAAGACAAAAACAACCAUCUAAAGAAACAAACAAAACCAAAAGAGGGGAAAAAAGAGAGACCAAAGAAAGACAAGGGUAACAAAAGCUGCAAGCAGCUUUGAACAGACCUUCGCACCAUCGCACACCAUAGGGUCCACAGGAGAAGGCUUGGUGAGAAAACUCAAUAGUGAGAGGAAAUAGAAAAUGCACUUUUUAAAUGAUGGUUUAAAUUUUAGGGGAAAAGUUAUGCAUCACACCAUAGGGUGUGAUGCAUGUUGGUGUUUGGGAAAUACUAAAAAGAAGUGAUACGUGGACCUAAUUGUAAUUCCUAAGAGUAGUAUUUUUCUAGUAUGGCCUGGACCUCUGAUGGCCUAAUGUGUACAAAAACUCUUGAAACUUCAGAUCAUCAGAUCAGAUCUGGCGGAGAAUUUGAUAUUUUUAUGGUUUUGGACAUGGGUAUGAAAAUUAGCUCACUAGUGCCCCCGAGAGGUUUUCAACAGUCCAGCCCCUUCCAGCAUUUUCAUGACAAAGAUUAAAUUUUUAGCUGCAUCCUGUUAGCUUAAGAUAUUUUCAUGAUAUUGCUGUUGUAACGGGUAUUGUAUGGACCCAAAUGCAGUACAAACAAGGCACAGAAUCGAUGUUCAGUCAAUAGAUUUAUUAUCGAGAAUCUGGCACAGAGACAGUUCAAUGGCUGGGCAGGUGGCUUGGUCAGGGCAGGCAGAAGUUCAAAAAACGGGAGGCAAGCAGACCAGGCAGCCAAUCGAAAGGGGGGCAGGCAGAGCUCAUAGUCAGGAACAAAAGGCUGAGGUAAUUUACCAGGAGGCAGGCGAAGCAGGCAGGCCGUAGACAGGCAGGGUCGGCAUGGGGAAGACAGACAAACAAACAAACAAACACUGGAAAGUCUCGCGUAGCAAAGAACAAUCUGGCAGUGAGUGAGUGUGAGUUUGGAGAAUAUAUACUGAGCAGAAGGCAGGGGAGCUGAUUAGUGAGUGAGGGCAGGUGUGUGAUUACUGAGUGAAGGCAGGUGUGUUAUCAGUGACUAAGAGUGGGUGUGGUAAUCAGGGAGUGGGUGUGGUGUGAGCAGGACAGUGGAAAAUUACUGAGUCCAUGGAGAAAGGCUGUAGCAGACUGUGACAGCUGUGAGAUUGUACACUACGUAAGUGACAGUAACCAUACAUUAGCCUUGCAUUAGGCUAGCUGUUCUGAUAUGUAACACGUCAACGUAAUGAACUAAAAGGGAGUCAUGUCGCCACACUUGAUUUGUACAAAAGUUUCAUGGCUAACUCACAUUUGUCCUUUGGUUUCUACUCCCUGAUGACCCUCUUGUGUGUGUUUUUCUUUUUUUCAGAUGAGUUUCAUCCAUUCUUGGGAAGGCGGGUGUCCAGCUCUCUGUCUUUGAUUAAUGGAUCAACAUCUCCAAGGGUUGAACCAUCAGGUUCUCAGUCUGUACCUCAGAGAAAGAGGCUUCUUAAAGCUCCCAGCUUUACAGAGCUGGACAGCUCAGAUUCUGAUGUUAGUAUGAAUAUGUGGAUCUGUUAGGACUCACUUCCUCUUUGUAACAGUUUGUAAUAAGAGCUGUUGUAUAUAUCACUUCUUUUUUUCUUUCUUUUUACCUAGUUUGUAUUAUUUUUUGAUUUACUCCUCUUUUGGAUUCUAUUUUCUACUCUUACUCAUAUUGUGUUUCUACUCACUAUGUCUGCGUUACAUCUUCUCAUCUGGAGAUCAAUACAGUAUCAUCUUAUCCUGGUUACUGUCACAUGUAUUGAUCAAUUUUGUAUUCCUUUUAGGAUGACAUCGCUGGGUGGCAUUCAGCCAGCAGCUCCAGUAUGGCCACAUCCAUGGUGGAUGACACAUCUCCAGAGUCUGUGCUGGGGAAAAAGAGUAAGAGUUUGUUCAUCUGUUUUUUUUACAGCUAAUUCCACCUCCGGCCUCAAGUGUUCACAGCUUGUGAUAAUUGACUUUUUAAACAGACAGCCUCAGCAGCCACUGUCUCUUGAGAUGUUACUCUUGGCUGCAGUUUAAGAUCAGAAUCAACUGAUGGGUAAAAUCCUUUUAAUGAAGCCAACUUGUUUCCUGUCCUUUACUUGUCUUUUUUCCUUGUUCCUAGCUCCCCCUAUGUUCCUGCCCAUUUCCUCUACACCCCAGCCAGAGAGGCGUCAGACCCAACAAAGACGACACUCUAUUGAGAAGGAAACUCCCACCAAUGUUCGACACUUUCAGCCACCGUCCAAACAAAACUCCAAAUCCCUGGUUAGUUUGAUAUUGUUGCUCACUGUGUACUCUAUGAAAAAAAAAGCCACAUUUACAAGGAUUUGAUCCAGCCCACAGACGCUGGUACUGGAGUAUAAAGAAUUAGUACAAAGGACAUCAGAGAUACUUAAUCAUAAUUUCAGGCAUGCAGACAUUUUGUUUGGUAACUCUUAAUGCCAACAGUGUCACAUAAAUGUGUUUCAGAAGUUAAUAAAUUAUGAUAUUAAUAUUUCAUACCUCCUUUAAAAAGUUGGGCACCACCUCCAUAAAGGAGGCAUCAGAUAUUUUAAUGUUUAUCAAUUGGAUCAAUGUCAUCACUUAAGUCAGUACAUCCUCUCUCAACUUUAGACAAAGUUACACAGACAAAACAUUUGGGUUUAUAUGAAUAUUUUAAACACAAAAAUGAGGACACAACAGGUGAAUGGGUCUACUUUGUAACAUCAAUAAAUGAUUAAUACCUGAAGUAAUAACAUGAAUAGGCUAACUAAAAUGACUGAAAGCUUACACAAGUAGUAAUAGAGAACAGAAAGAAAUGGCGUUAAGCCAUGACGGGAUCAAGUGUGCAGUAAAGGAAUACAACAAUGAUCACAGCAGCUGGUAACAUUUCGGGGCAGGGGGUGGGUCCAAAUUACAGCUCACAGCCUGUGGCGUCAGCAGAUGGCACAGGGUUGGAAAUAGCACCAUGUUUUUCAGGCCCUUAAUUACUCACCCCAGUGAACAUGUUCAGGAGAUAAAGGGCUCUAUUUUCGUGCCCGCCGGCGGUGCAGCGGACGGUGGUGCACCUCACGCAGUGGUAUUUUUGUUUGGUGGAGUCCAGCCAGCGCACAGCCAGUUUGGUAUUUUGUAGACUGAGGCGUACUGAGGUGGCCAAGCUGGGCGGAAGUGUCGAUAGAAUCAGCUGCCGCAGUGACAUUUUCGUGCUCGCCGCUGGGUGGAAAGUGCGCUGAAAGCUCGCCGUUUCAAACCUGGUCAUCUUUCAGCACAGGUGGAGUGCAGCUGGUCUAGUGGUUUUUUGGUAGACCGGCAGCGUAGUGUGCAUAUUUCACCGAUGCCUCACAGGCAAUUUCCACAGUUUCAGGCACAUUUCAGUGCAAUAAAUAAGCGUGUUUGGCAUGGGUUUGGACACUCAACCUGACCAAAUCAACACAGCUGAAACCGCAUUACAAGAUAUUUAAUUGGUCUCCCCCCUUUUUCUCCGCUCGCGCAGCUUGACCUGGACAUGUCUCCAUGUCCUCUCCCAGUCUUGCUUCUGCUGCUGCAGUGGCAAGACUGACCACCGCGUUCCGAUUUUAAUGCCAUUCCGGGAAUUUAUGUUGUGAUCUGUGUGCACAACCCGCCUUUGUCAUGUAGGGUUUAAAUAUAUGCAAUUUAAUAUGAUUGUCUUUAUUUGUGAAAACGGGUUUUUGUCUUACUGGUGGGUACAACCUUACACACACCAAAUCCCUCUGUGCUCAUUUGAGAGAGUGUGAAGGACGCCCUCUGCAGCGCUUAUAGCAACACUUGCUGAGGGGCUGCCUUUUGUCACCAUGUGGCAUUGCUGUCUUCAGUCAUCUCUUGAUCUCUUCAACUACUUCACGAAUAUUGUAAUAUGCCUCGCUGGUGACGGAUUUAAAGGUGAGGAAAGGAGCUGAUAUGAUUGGUGAAAACAGGUCUCGGCUGUGUUAAACCCACUCCAUGCCUUCUCUCCUCCCUCUCUAUGACUUACGCUGCUGGGAGGAGCUGAGUUAGGGAGGAGGGAUACUAACGCUGGGCUGUGCUGCUCACCAAAAUACCAAAGUGUGCUUGGGCACACCUUGUCGGCGUGGCCGACCUGACUUAUGCCGCACCUGCACCACGCCACCGACGAGGCACGAAAAUAGAGCCCAAAGUGUCACUUGUUGCAGCACAAGACAUCAGUUGAGUUUGCUGCUUCAGCUGAUGAAAGGAGGUCCUGGUGACUAUUGCAUUUUGGAAAUUAUGACUGAACACAUUAACAAACAGACUGAAUAAGCAGAGGCAGAUAAAAAUGAUCUAAGAGGAGAGGCUGGCAGCAAUCAGCUGAGGCUGGGAGGCUAUAUAGGGACGAUUUCAACUCUGUCAGUUGACAGUCUAUCAUGAAUAUUUUAUUUGAAUUAAAAGAGAUUUCUGUAUUUGGUGCCUUAAACCAAUUAUUAUAUCUUAUGUGAUCUUGGACUCACAUCUUGUUGUUUUGGGGUCAAAUCUUUUCUUCAUCAUUUUGAUAGACUUAGUGGGUGUCUUUGAGGAAGUUUCAUUUUCCACUUACACCUUUUGGAAGAUAAGAUGGCUCAUUUUUGAUUUAAUCCAACAGUCAUCUGUGAAAUAAUCAGAUGUUUCUCUUUCUCUAGCAUAUUGGUGAUCUUUGGAUGUUAAUAUGAACCAGAGAGUGGCUGAAUACUAAUGUAAACUGUGGUCUGGUGUCCGCUGGAGGGCUGUCAAAUGUUUUUUUUUUCUUUCUUUUUUUCUUUUUUUUAACUUGAGCCAAAUAUGACCUGAUCUCUUUCCUGAUUAUCUUUGUAUUUAGUCUGUGAGGCAGUUCAUUUAUCAGGAAGCUGUGAAAUGACCAAAGUUAGUAAGAAUAUAUUACGACCUGGAACACCAAACACCAACUAAGGUCUACAUUUUUACUCAUUCUUCCAUCACCUUCACCUCCAUGCAUACAUCUGCAUGUAAUAGGCCAGGUCAUAACCAAUCAGAGAGCUUGUUUCAUGGCUUAUUUGCAUUGCUUUAUCUGACUUCAAAGAAAUGUUUUUAUAACAAUAUCUGUGACCCUUGCAGUCCAUUAUGAGCAGGUCUCCUCUCCAUUCAGAAACUGUUGCAUUUUUCCAGUUGGCUUGGAGAUGUGAAUGCACUCAUGAUCAUUGCACAAUCCAGUGUGCAGUGUUUCAUGAACUCACUGUCAUUCAUUGUUUGAAGGGUAUUUCUUCAGUCUUAAUGUCUCUCUACCUUUUUGCUGGAGAAACUCCUAAGCCUCUGAAAAGUCCUUCUCAGUUCUUCACCAUGGGUGCUAGUUUGAACUUUGUGGAGAAAUUCAAAUCCAAGGUCAUUAAGGGUCUAUCAGUUGUACACUAGGAAAAACUCUUUUGAACACAGUUAUUGGUAUUGUUAUUUUGAGAGGCAGAUUUGAUCAUGCAGAUACUGAGACAUACAAUUUAUUAGUCACUCUACUACAGUGGCUCAUAUUUGAACUGUUGAAUAAACUGAGAUAUACAGUUACCUUGUAAACUGUAGAGGGUCACUGUGCCUGUCUUUAUAUUAAAUCAUAGUCACUGAACCUUGCGUGCUUGUUCUGCUGCUGUUUGUGUCACUGUCUGUGUGCUCUUGUUUACUUGUUUCUCUACAGGAGGAGUUUUGUUUCCCUGUCGAAUGUCUGUCACUGACAGUGGACGAGGUGAUGCACAUAAGACAAGUUCUAGUUAAGGCAGAGCUGGAGAAAUUCCAGCAGUACAAAGAAAUCUACAACGCUAUGAAAAAAGGAAAGGUAAGUGUUGUGGUCUUUGUUGUAGGAAAGAGCACGAUGGGGUGGCGUUCAGACAGCUCACUCACAGCAGCUCCACCAGUAUAAUUUUCUCAAACAUGCUGAUGUCUGUAAUACUUUAUUUUCAUAAUGACCUGUUUUUUUUUUCUUUUGGCAGCUUUGCUUCUGUUGUCGAACCAAAAGAUUUUCCUUUUUUACCUGGUCCUACAUCUGUCAGUUUUGCAAAAAGUAAAUAAACUGACCUGAAUUUAUUCAUUUUAAAUCAAAAUCAGAAGAAAGUGUGUUUUGUGUUUUCUCAUUCACUCUGCUUUCUGUUUUUUUAUUCUACUCUCCAGGCCAGUGUGUUCACAGUGCUGCAAAAAGGCAAGUUAAACAACUGACUCACGUUCCUCUAAAAUAUGGUUUCUAUUAGGUGAAAUGACAGAAAGAAAGUCACAUUCAAGACAUUUUCAAAGCAAUCUCAUUACAGUAAAUGAGCUUAAAAUACUAGAAAUAGAAAAGGACAUGUUCUAGCUGAGAAAUAUCUGAGUCAGAGGCAGCCUGAUCUCCUUUAUGUAGUAUAGGGGUAGUAAGAGGUAAGAAGGUACAAGUUAGUGUUUUUUUUUUUUCCCUGGUAGUAUAUGGAAAUCAAGAGUUAAAUUCUUAACAUCCCAACCUCAAGUAAAUCAUUACACUAUUAACCCUUCACAUGCCACACAGCUUAUCUUAAGCAAAAUACACUGUUUUCAUUCCUAACAGAUGCGUCUGCCUCCCAAACCUUAUUCAAGUUUACCCAUCUACUCUAUUGGCUCAACCAACACUCUCCCCAGGGAGAGGUUAAGUUCUAUGGCUGCAGUCGGACAGGGGCUCUCUGUGGCCGGAGGACCAGUGGGAGGAGCUUUGCCACACUCUAACGUGAAGGCACCACUGAAAGCAUCCAAAGCGCCUGAAAGAGCCUCAGGAGCAGCAGCUGCAGCAAACUUGGACAAAAAAGCUUGCAGCAAACAACGCCAGAGCAUUCAGAAGACCAUGUCCAAGUGAGAGCUCUGAACACAUUUAUUCUGUCUGAGUGCACUUUAUGUUGUAUCAAUAUUAUGAAGUGAACACCAAAACACCACAGACAACAAAAACCAGAGACACUGCAUUUUCUAUCACUGAAAGACCACAUUAAAUGUCGAAGCUGUUGAGAUAACUGCAGUCAGUGCACUUUGAAUUUAGACAUUUAACUCUGCUGUAUUGCUGUUCCAAUAAAAAGAUUUCACAGUGGAAACACACAGCAGGAGUUUUACCAGGACAGAUACAAUCACACACUCGGGCAUGCACACACAAACAGGACUGUUAUGUCCUGCUGGUUUCAGAGGCUAAAAUCAGUAGUUUUUGAGUCCUGCUUGAGCCAAAGCUGUCCCCCUGUUUCUGUUUCUUUAUUUCCAAAAUUAAGAAUAAGACCAUGACACAAUCAUACAGGAAAAACAACUCAGGAAUUACUGGCCAGUUAACGAAACAAAUUGGCUGAACGUGUGCUUAACUGUGGCAUCUGCACUAAAUAUACUUAUAGUCAUUACAUGUACUGAUAUCAUAAAAAUAAAAAGGGUUACAUUUGAAUAAAGAUGACACAAUAAAGUAAUCUAUUUGAAUCUGCAUUAAAGGUCUGUUUCUGUCCCACACAGGUUGUCAAAGCAUGGCUCCUUAAAGUCACAUGAAGAACUGGAGCUCCCCCUAGAGCUGACUGAAGACUGGGCUACCAUGGAGAUCUGCGUGGACUGCAAGAAGUUCAUCUCUGACAUCAUCGCCUCCAGCAAGCACAGCCUAUCACUUGCCACCAAGAGGGCUCGCUUGAACCGCAAGACCCAGUCUUUCUAUUUAUCCUCCCCUCAAGGAAGGGAGGAGUAUCACCCAUCUGAAAAAACAAUCAAGGAGAUCUGAACUUCUAAUCUUUGGCUGCCUGAAGCCAUCAUCAAUGGGUACAAUCUAUACACUAUACAAGUACAGUUCAGUCCAACAGAGCACUGCAGGAUGGCUGAAAACUCAGAGGUUGGUGUUUCAGUUGAAGUUGCUGGGCCCAAACCAUCGAGUUUAGACCUUAGACUGUAUAUACUAUGGACGACGUGACUCCGCCUCCUGUCAUUAUAUGAAUUCAAAGCCAAAUUGCUCUUGCUACGCAAUCUUAGUACGCCCAUAGGCUGUAUCAAGUGCUUAUCAUAGAAAACACUAACCCCCCCGAUAUCCUUUAAAAAGGAGCUGCACAGAAAAAAGAAUACUUAAGAAGAACUUUAUUAAUCCCCGAAGGAGCACAAACCAGCCUUACAAUAACUGCGUGUCAACAUCACAACCAAGGGAGAGAAAAAUUUAUAUUCUGUGUAAAUGAUUUCUAAAGUUUGUCCACAGCUCCAUAGGGAUUGCUGGAGGAGGCGAGAUUUAUGACCUAUACUGCACUAGAGGGUGCUGUUCUCGCUUCAUCCAGUAAGGAGGCAGAUAAUGUCCAUUCUAUAUACAGUCUAUGGUUCAGCCCCUCCAGGUUCAGUCUGAAGGAGCUGAACAUGAUGGUAGACUUUAAAAUCUUGAGUUGAGGUUUCUUAAAAAUACUGUGAUGAAAUUUUAGCUGGUUACCAAAACAGACUAAAAUUUCACUGAUGUGUCCUUUCAACAUGAGUGAAUAAGACCACCAGUAAACAGACUGACAGGGUUUAACAGCACACAGACAGGAACAGCUUUUGUGUACUACUUCCACUUACAGACUCAAAGUAGAAACUAAAGUUGUUUUUUUUUCCUCCUGAGGAGCAACAUCAGAGUUACUACUCUGAACUCUAAUAUUAGUGUCUUUCUGAGUCAGUCCAAAGUCUGCCUUUUAUUUUAUCUUUUAAUGUUUCUGAUGUCUGUCUGAUUGGUAUCAUCAUUACCUUCAUCAUUACUAUAUGGAGUAGUCAUGCGAUAAAUAGAAUAUUUUAUUGUAUCAGUUUACAAAGUUGUGAAAUCAAUGUCUUAUGCUGGUAAAAAUGACAUCCAGAAUAGGUGUUGAACAAACACAGCUCUCCUCCAAGUACUCAGUGUGUUUAUGAAUUGGCUAACAGCUGUCACUGCUCUUCAGUCUAAUGACAAACAUUGAAGUCAUGUCUCUAAUUAAGCCCUUACAUGUGUUGUCUGAAUGAAACAAAACACCUGGAGACAACUGAGCAUCUGUCAAAAGCUCCUCGGACCUCAACACUCUGGAGCAACCAUGAUGUUCUGUUCAGCUGGUAAUCACCGGCAAAGCUGUUGUGCUUGUGCAUGUUAGCGUUAGCUCACACCAUCACUGCUUGGGUUAUAAAGUACCUUCGCCCAAGUUCGCAUGAGCAUAAGCUCAAUACAGUCACAGAGCAGCUGAGAGGGUCAAAUUUACUUGACAGAUAGCCGUGGAGUUACAAGACAGCACACCUUCUUGGACGAACAAUCAUACAUCAACAAUGCCUGCUGUUCUUCUUACUGUACGUAACACGCAUGCAAAAUUUUAUAGACCUAUGUAUGUCAGCUGAUAUAUAGGGUGCUCUGUUUACAGACAGCCACUUCUCCCAGGCUUAUUGCACAUGCCCAAAUGUCCAAGUGUGUGCAGGAGAAAGAGAGAGAGAGAGCGAGCAGAUAGGUGAGUGAUUCAUGCUGAUGUGAAGUCUUGGUCUGUCCUGUACACAGACAUUUAUAGCAUUCCCUGCGUGUCAUAUGGGGUUACUGUAAAGAUAUACAGUAUAUAUAGAAUACAAAUAGCAUUUUUCCACAGUACAAGUGCCAGAUUUGCAGGAAUUUAAUCUUUUGUGCACAAUACCUGCUAUUCUGCACCAAAACUUAGGUCAAAGGUCUUCUGAUCUUUUCAAGAAAUCAGACAGGAGUGGAUGUAAUGACCUAAUCAUUGUCUUAAAGUUCAAUGAUUGCCCUUCACUCUAUUGGCCGAUAUAUAACUCUAUAUAACCCAACUCACAAUCAAAAGUAAAAGCACAAAAGUAUAAAUAUAUUUUUAACUUCCUCAUUUAUAACAUGGAGUAAAAAAGGGAAUAUGAUAAAUAUAUUUUAUAUCGGUAUUAAAUUUGGGUUUUAUAGUGACUGUUUGAUGAUUGCUCUAAAGCUGACCUUUGUUUGUUUAUUUGCAGUUUUCUUUGUCCGGUAAUUAUCAAUCAGAUACCUUAAACCAUACAGCGCCUAAUUAAUAUUUCUUUUCUUAUUCCCAUGCCACAAAAUUACAGCAAGGAUCUCUGUCUGCCACCAUCAUAUUGUACUGUAUCACUGUCUAAUCAGCGUCUAAUACUAUCUUUUGCUAGUUAACGGUGUUCAGUCUAAGUAGGGUGCGAAGGAAGUUUAAUAAGUCCCUGGAUUAAAAUCUGGGAUGUUCAGCGCAGGAACGGUCAGCCCACACACCCUCUCCUCACUUACUAAAGGUUUUUCUUAACUGGAAGUUAUUUGAUCAGACUUUGUGAAUAUUCCUUUUUUUUUCAAUCACAGUGUCAGCACUUAUUCCUUUCAGGGACUUGGUCUGCCUGCAAACAGACACAACACUGUCCCACUGUCCUCCUGUAAACACAAACACAUACAGGCCAUUGUUGAAAUAUGUUGAUGCAUGUAUUACUGUCAAAAGAUCACUAGAGAUCAGUCGGCCUAUAUGUACGGUUAUUGGCCUUUCAUAGCUAUUGGCCCUCACGAGGCUGAUAUCACAGAGAUCUCUUGAAAAAUCCAUUUUUAAUCCCCAAUGACAGCAAAUCCAACUAAAAACAGUCACAGGCUAAUGCUGACUGUAAACUCUGUUAUAAUGUACAGAAUAAUGUAGUCUGGUGUUGCUCCUGAUAGAAAUACCAGUUGUGUUUACUGGAUGGAUUUGAUAUUUUAACGUGUUUGCAAUAAUGGAGUUAAAGAGGGGGUAUUAUGCAUUUUUUCAGACUCUAUUCUUUCUCUUUGAUUCUUUCUAAUAGCUUAACAUGAGCUUCAUGAUUUUCAGAUCAAAAUAAGCCUCCUGUUUCUCACUCUGGUGUACUAAAAUAUCAUUAUUUCAGCCUUUGAAACACUUGGUUUUAACUGCUGUCUCAACUGUGCUGGGAGCACAGAUUAACUCAUAAGGAGAGCCUAUUGUAAUGACAUCAUUAGUUAUUAAGGCUCAUUGAGAUAUCAUGAGUUCUCCCAACAAACAGUUUUGAACAGUUUACAUCUAUUUCCUCGGAUUAUGAUAACAUACGUUUACCUCGUGAUUUGAAAAUUUACAUACAUCUUGUUUGGACACCAAACGUUGUAACUUUUCUCCUCUUUGAUCAUUUAUCAUGGCAGGAUAGAAAUCCAAAAGUCGCCUUGGCCAACAUUUUACCAAGCCAAAUUUCUGUCUAAUUUGUUCACUCGAGCUGAGCACUUUUUUUUCUUACAAAAAACAAAAACAAGCAAAAAAAAGGGAAAAAAAUCAAACAAAAAAUUACACAAAAAAUCUUUUAAAAAAAGAUAUCAGCAUUAUAUAUCAGCUAUCGGCCAACUUGCUCUCAUAUUAUGGGUAUUUGUCUCAUCUCGUGGAAAAACCUCAACCUCCAUUAAAAACACUGAAGCACAAGUGUUUUUCUUAAUCAAGAGUGGUGCUUAUAUUGAUGCACAACAGCACAGAUUUACUGAUUACUUAAGUCAACAUCAGACACAUCGAUCAGACUGGACUGUUCUGUGUGCAAACUAUUAAAAAGGUAGACUGUAAAUGUUUGUUUUUUUAAUUUAUCAAAGUGAGAGUACAUGAUGUUGGUCCUGGUCUUAUCUGUAGCUGGAGUUUUUGGCCUGUGUGAGGCUGGAGAUAGCAGCUGCAUGUGAUCCUCUUGCAUAUCCAAGCAUUAGCCCCAUACUAAAACAAGACAAAGAAAAAAAGCCCUCUGUUCCAUAGAUAUCCAGAUUUCACUGUAUGUGCAUAUGCACGGCUUCUUCCUUGUGAAUAAGGGGGCUGUGCUGUGUGCCCCCUUGUCUGUGCAGUAACAGGUAGAGAAAUUCCUCUUGCACCUGUAAGAUAGGCCCCAUUUGCUUAAAAAAAAUUCAAAGUCACACUAAGCACAAACUAAUCCAAGAGUUUGCACCAAAGUGGUUUUACAGGAAGAAAAAACAACAAAUUUACAGCUUUUGAAAAAGUAUUAAGAGUUAUCAAUCUCAACGGAUUUUAGACAAAUACUGACUGACCUCAGAGGGAUAAAAAUCAAUCCGGCUGUUCAUAAUAACUAUCAACUGCAGAGGGAGGUAAUAAUAACCGUGAGAAGGAUCCUGGUAGGACCUCAGGCUCAUACAGAGUCAGCAGCUCACAGAUUAGGCUGGAGCCGUUAAAGGCUUUCAAAACAAGCAUCUUAAAACCGAAAACUCACAGGGAGCCAGUGAAGGCCGGCGAGGACUGCUGUUAUACGGUCUCUUACUAUGUGUUCAAAGCCCGGCUGCAGCAUUUUGAAUUAACUGUUGUCUUUGUAUGUUGUGUUUGCUGACGCCAGAUUAAAGUGCAUCCAGUCUGGAAGAAAUAAGUGCAUGAACGGAGAAAGAAAGCCUUGAUUCUGGCUAACUGUCUAAGCCAAGCAAAGCAAUAUGUAUGGUUGUUUUUUGUUGUAAUGACUGAUGGAAGAUCUGAAAUACCUGUGUGAAAUGAGAGAUUGGUUUAAGAGGUCUUCAGAUUAGAUUAUUCUGAGAUUGGGUUUGUUUCAAGGGUUUGUUGCUGUGUGCCCAUGUUUGCUAUACAAACCUUUUGACAGGAGAACAGUUUUGUGACCUGUAGGAUCCAAAUCCAAAUGCAUGUAUGUCUCUAGUCAGCUCUUUACAACAGGCAGUUCAAAUGUCUUUUUCACCUUGUUCAAACAGUGUCAUUUCAUCUCAGAAGUACCCUGAACUUUGAUUUGGUUCAAAGCAGCAAAGCAGCCACCAAAAGCACUGUUAAGUUAGAAACCUGCAACAUAAUGGUGUUAAGGUGUUCAUGAUGAUAUGAGUGUUUAGCAUAUGCUGACAUAUACUGUACAACUAUACUGAGUAAUGAAAAGAAGAAGACUGUACCACCUUGUGAAAAACUUACCAUAACCCUACUGACAGUCAUUCUAUAUUCUUAAGUGUAAAUAUAGAUACUAGUUAAUGAAGAAGCAGGUUAGAAAUAAGUGUGUUUACAGAAGACAUGCUGUGUGGUGUUUGAGGUCACACUGGGUAAUCGUUUUCUGUAACAGAUAGAAACCUCUGUUGUCGGGCAGGUGUUCUGCCCAGAAGGUUAAAUCAGUUUUUGGUGCUGCUGGAGUUACAUGUGGGUGCCAGUUCAUGGAAAAUGUUGUUAAUGGACACUGUGAAGCUUUAUUUUUGUGAUAAUAAAUCAACUGGCUGUUCUACUGGCAUAUUUGACUUGGACUUUGAUUUAUCAGACAGGGUUUUUACAGAACGUCGGUAAGGUUAAUCAGGUGCAGCACCUCAGUGGUUUAUGUGUUGGCUUGGGCGUCUGAGACGGAGGCUAUGUAUUUGGAGCAGUGCAUCUGUAGAUCAACAUCCUUUACAAAUGUCGCUCUGGAAUUGUCUGCUGGAGUGAAAACACAUUAGUGAGGACACCAAGGACCUUUUCAUGGCUAGAAUAUUGAACAGUGUUUACCUAAAAACAGGC
Xyrichtys novacula (pearly razorfish) is the source of this 37406-nucleotide messenger RNA. NCBI's taxonomy places the organism in Eukaryota, Metazoa, Chordata, Actinopteri, Labriformes, Labridae. The record is from the annotation of a GenBank genome assembly.